Messenger RNA from Strongylus vulgaris, 324 nucleotides. NCBI's taxonomy places the organism in Eukaryota, Metazoa, Nematoda, Chromadorea, Rhabditida, Strongylidae. The record is from the annotation of a GenBank genome assembly.
AUGCAGGAAAGGCUAUCCAUGGAAUGUGAAUCUUCAGUGAUUGAAUAUUAUCACCCUGACGCUGUUCUUGUCGAAGCUGGAAAGAAAGGGACAUAUGGUAGAGAAGCCAUCAAAAAAGAACUGAUCGAAUUCGUCAACCUUAGUGGCGACUCAACUUUUGAGGCUAGUGAAGAGCGAUACCAAAUGUGUGACGGGUACAUCAUUUACAGUGGGCUCUAUGAGAACAAGACGGAGAAACUAGGGGUGGUCAAAGGGAAAUUCACUCAGAUAUGGCGAAAAGUUGACGACAAAUACUUACUACUGCUUGAUGAAUGGUCCGAAUAA